Cotesia glomerata is the source of this 746-nucleotide messenger RNA. RefSeq lists its product as uncharacterized. The transcript has 2 exons. The record is from RefSeq and is a predicted model, not a curated record. NCBI's taxonomy places the organism in Eukaryota, Metazoa, Arthropoda, Insecta, Hymenoptera, Braconidae. Bases 81 to 524 code for a protein of 147 amino acids.
CACCUUCUGCGAUAAAGUCAUCCUAUCAAGAUUUGAAUCUGAUCAAAAAUCUUUAUGAAUUCCGUUCUGUCCAUAAAAAAAUGUCUGAAGCAGCAACGGUGACAUUUUCAAGACACUUAUGGUACUUGUCAGAAGAGUUGGUCGGGUUAGCUUUGUUUGAUGACAGAGUUUCCUUACAUGCUAAGAGACAAACCGUAACUGCAAUAAAAACGCGAGAAAGUAAUGCUUCGAAUUCAAAAAAAUUUAUCGUCAAAGACUAUCAAUUACCGUAUCAAUUUAUGGACAAGGAUCCAGAGCUCUGGGCAUUUGAUCAAGAUUAUCUACAUUGCAAAUCUGUGUUUUCAGACUUAAAAGUUGUCAACGAUCUCGCUGAAAGAGGUGUUGCAUUAAUCCAGGACUACAACAACUGCUUAACGAGAAAUGAAGAACAAAAACAAUAUUUAUUGCAAGUUGUCGAAGAACACAGAAAAAAAUUUCCUUACGUUACCAAAAAUAAAAUUGUAGCUACUUAUUCAAAGAAAUAAAAAAAAAUUUAACUACACGAUUGAAACUAUGAUAAUCGUUUUUGUCUGUUAUUUUUAUUAAGUGAUUAUAAAUUUAUUAUCAUCAUUAUUUAAUCUAAUCGUGUAAAUUUUAUCAUGAACCAAAAUUAUAAUAAUCUAGUCAUAGUAAUCAACUUGAAGGAGGGUUCUAUUUCACAAAUUCUUAUUGUAGUUUUUCUGAUUCUUACUGGAAUUUAGUAAACA